Molecule: messenger RNA, 933 nt
Organism: Gigantopelta aegis
Lineage: Eukaryota; Metazoa; Mollusca; Gastropoda; Neomphalida; Peltospiridae
Exons: 4
Coding region: 1-918 (305 amino acids)
Source: RefSeq, a predicted model, not a curated record
AUGCCGGCUGAGAGACAGAGACAGAAAGGUAUGCUGGCUGAGAGACAGAGACAGACAGGCAUGCUGGCUGAGAGACAGAGACAGACAGGCAUGCUGGCUGAGAGACAGAGACAGGCAGGUUCAACGUCUAGUCCACUUUCUGAUGACCAAAAUGACCAAACAGGAGUUGCUGUGGGUGUUUCGGUCGCUGUUAUUGUGUUGGUUGUAGCUGGAACACUUCUGGCAGUGUUUUGGAUGAAAAGAUCAAAGAGAUUUUGUUUCGAAACGAAAUCAGACUCUGCAGCCUCUCGUGGUCAGUCUGAUGGUGAACGGGAAUCGGACUACGACCAGAUCAAAGAGACUUCAAACUACGAGUUUGAAUCUGUACCCAAGGGAAAUGUUCCAAACACCCACAGAUACUUGACCCUCGACACCAGUACGAAUGGAACGGCAACCACAGCCCACGUGACCACAGACGAAGAUGAUUACAACGUGCUGAGUCAUAACAGUCCUCCCCACAGCCCGGUGAAGUCCAACGCCGACGCCUACAGCCAUAUCAACAAAAAGAAGAAAGGUCAAAAGCGAUGUGACGUCAUAGAUGAUGAUGAUUACGACACGGCUGGGUCAAAUGUCACGUCUUCUCGUGAUCCGACCUACAACCACGUUAUUGAUGACGUCACAGAUGGUGAUUACGACACGGCUGGGUCAAACGUCACGUCUGCUCGUGAUCCGACUUACAACCAUAUUACUGGUUCCCAAAUCGAUGACGUCACAGAUGGAGAUUACGACACAGCAGGUUCAAACGUCAUGUCUGCACGUGACCCAACAUACAGCCACAUUAAGGGUGAGGUAGAAGGUGAUUACAGCACCGCAGGUGGGGAUUCUACAGUCGAACCUGUUGCCAGUGAUGACUACAGCCAUAUCGGAGGAUAUAUGUAGUUUGACUUUACUGUU